CUAAACAAGACUUGGAGAGUGGGGAAAGAGCGAGUAUAGUUUGCGCGUCCGUUACAAUAGCCAUCAUCAACUACGAGUUGCUUUGGACUAUAAAAAGGAAUCGAACUCAAAAGUAGGCAUCAGAAUCAUCUCACGUAUUCUCGAACACACAUCAACAUGAAGGCUUUCGUCGCUAUCCUCUCUGUUUUGGCUUUGGCCGCCGCUGACCAAUCCAGCCAUCAAACCAUCAAGCACGGCAAUGCUCCGGCUGUCCACUCCUCCAUCCACAAGCCCCAUGGUGGCUCUCAUGCCCAUGUGGUGAGCCAACCCUCCGCUCAACCCAACGAGGUCAACCAAGCCUACAACGAGGAGAAGUACACCGCCGCUGCCCACGCUCCCAGCCACGAGGUCCGCACCCCUGCUUACCACACCCCUGUCUACCACACAGCCCCCGCUUACAAGCCAGCUCCCUAUCACCCUGCUCCCGCUUACAAGCCCGCCCCCUAUCGCCCUGCUCCCGCCUACAAGCCCGCUCCUUACCACCCUGCCCCCUCUUACAAGCCCGCCCCUCACCACCCUGCCCCUUCUUACAAGCCCGCCCCUUACCACCCCGCUCCCGCUCAUGGUCAUGGUGAUGAGUAUGAAACCGCCCCCGUCUACCAAUACGGUUAUGCUGUGGCUGAUGACUAUUCCGGUGCCAACUUUGCCCAAAACGAGAACCGUGACAACUAUGCCACCAACGGCGAGUACCGUGUGGCCCUUCCCGAUGGUCGCACCCAAAUUGUGAGCUACAACGUGGCCGAUGCUUAUUCCGGUUAUGUGGCUGAUGUCAGAUACGAAGGAGAGGCCAAGUACGAGCCUUACCACCCAUCCCCCAAGCCCGCUUACCACCCUGCUCCCGCUUACCAAGCUUAAGCCUGUCAUGUUGAUGAUAUUUAUCGCAAAGCAUAUUUAUCAAUAAAUCUUGCAAACCCCUUAA
Messenger RNA from Tigriopus californicus, 958 nucleotides. RefSeq lists its product as uncharacterized. Bases 157 to 894 code for a protein of 245 amino acids. The record is from RefSeq and is a predicted model, not a curated record. Gene Ontology annotation, cellular component: extracellular matrix. The transcript has 2 exons. NCBI's taxonomy places the organism in Eukaryota, Metazoa, Arthropoda, Copepoda, Harpacticoida, Harpacticidae.